CUUCUUCCUUGCUAUGGUUGGUAGAGAUUCAGUGACAGGAUUCGUCGUAAGUCAUACCGUAUCUCUUAUAUGUGGAAGGAACUUACAACUAGCAAGUGUCAAUUGUACUGCCAAGGAAGAUUUCCAACUAUUAAACUGUGAUUUUUAUUUAAACGGGAAUUUUAGUUUACUAGAUUUCCUCAUAGCUACCGAAAACCAGCUAAGACACUGCAUAUCAGAAAUUUCAGUCAUUGAAGCUUUGUUUUGUCUUUUUAUUAAAAGUCAAUUGUGCUCCUAGUUAUUUUGAAAGUUUCGUAAUUAUUAGUUUCUGCGAAUUGUAGACGGCAGCGACGAAUUGAUGCCAUGAAUUUCGAAGAGUGGCAGCGAGUGGAAGAAACGGCAAUUGGGGACAAAUGUCUACAAAAGUUAGAUGAAUUGGAAAAUAAUCUUCUAGCUACCAAGGAUUCAUGCUCCAAGGACCCUCAGAACGCGUCGAAGCAAAUAAAGAGUUCUUGUACAAAAACAGAGCAAGUCUUCGAUGAUAUGAAAAAGUUGGAAAAAAAGUUCAAUUCUUCUAUGAAUAAAUUUGGGAAAACACUAGAUCGAAAAUUUAAUUUCAACUUAGAAGACAUCAGCUUACAUUCUUCGUUCGAAGACAAAAAGAAAGAGCUAAACACAGCUCUGGCUUUGCAUUUUUUUCGCCAAGGAGAAACAGAAAUUGCUCAUUCCUUUUGUAAAGAAGCAGGCAUUGAGGAGCCUCCCAACAUGGUCCAGGCAUUUACCCUUCUCAACACGAUUCUUCAAGGAAUUCGUCAGCAUAAUCUAGAAUUAGCAAUUGACUGGGCACUUCAAUGCCGUGGAUAUUUGGAAAGAAAAGGAAGCAAUCUGGAGUUUUUGUUGCAUCGACACCAGUUACUGAAUGAGUAUUUUCAGAACGGGGAUGUUUUAGCAGCUAUCCAUUACUGUCGUACAUAUUUAACGGAAUUUCAAGAUAAACACUUGAAAGAAAUCCAAAAGCUAAUUGGUGCAUUGUUUUUUAGCUCUAGAAGUGCUGAUGUUCUUCCUUCCCAAAAGAAUGGAUCCCAAAAUGGCCUUUCAGAACAAGAGAAAUUAAGCCAGCCUCCAAACGACAUUCCAGAGGACUACCGAAAAGUUUUACGUCUUGACUGGAAGCAUUUAGAGUUAAUUUUUGUUCGUGAAUUUUGUGCCGCUUUAGGCAUGUCUUUGGAUUCUCCUGUGGAUAUCGUAGUAAAUGCUGGCUCAAUUGCUCUCCCGGUUUUAUUGAAGGUAUCCAAUAUCAUGAAGCAAAAGCAUACUGAAUGGACCUCACAAAAUGAGUUACCAGUCGAAAUUCAUUUACCCAGCAACUACCACUUUCACAGUGUUUUUACUUGUCCUGUCAGCAAAGAACAAGCUACCGAGGAGAACCCUCCCAUGAUGAUGUCUUGCGGUCAUGUUAUCGCUCGAGAAAGUCUUCGACAACUUUCAAGAAAUGGCUCCCAACAUUUUAAAUGCCCCUACUGUCCUAAUGAAAAUGAUGCUGAUAGCUCUAUUCGAGUUUAUUUUUAAUGAAUUCUCUAAUGUGAUGGCUACGACUUGCUUUUCUAUGAAAACUUGAUCAUUAUAAUAUUAUUAAAAGAAGAACACGAAGAAAGGAUUGAAUGCUACAAUGCAGACUUUGAGUCUCACUGUUUCAUCAAUUGACUUAAUGCCUUUUUAUCAAAUAUUUUCCUUGUUACUUGUUUGCCUUUGUUACCUGAAGUGACGUUUUUCUUAUAGUCAGAUGUCCCUUGCAAAAUCAGUGAAAACCUAUUUUUUCGCAACCAGGAAUU
Schizosaccharomyces cryophilus OY26 is the source of this 1811-nucleotide messenger RNA. Its product is annotated as ubiquitin-protein ligase E3. The record is from RefSeq and is a predicted model, not a curated record. Gene Ontology annotation, molecular function: ubiquitin protein ligase activity; protein binding. Gene Ontology annotation, cellular component: GID complex; nucleus; cytoplasm. Bases 343 to 1548 code for a protein of 401 amino acids. The transcript has a single exon. Lineage: Eukaryota; Fungi; Ascomycota; Schizosaccharomycetes; Schizosaccharomycetales; Schizosaccharomycetaceae. Gene Ontology annotation, biological process: proteasome-mediated ubiquitin-dependent protein catabolic process.